AUGGUGAGGAACGUGGACGACCUCGACUUCUGCCUCCCGUCCCACGCCCAGGACGUGCUGGACGGGCUGCGGGCCCUCCGCGCGCACCCCAAGCUGGCCGACGUGACGCUGCGGGUGGGCAGCCGGGCGUUCCGGUGCCACCGCAGCCUGCUGGCGCUGUGCAGCCCCUACUUCCACGCCAUGUUCGCGGGGGACUUCUCCGAGGGCCUCGCGGCGCAGGUGGAGCUGGCGGACGUGGAGCCGGCCGCCGUGGGGCUGCUGCUGGACUUCGCGUACGCCGGCAAGCUCACCAUCAACCAGGACAACGUGGAGGCGCUCACGCGCACCGCCAACCGGCUGCACUUCCCGGCCGUGCAGAAGGCGUGCAGCCGCUACCUGCAGCAGCAGCUCCACCCCACCAACUGCCUGGGCAUCUGCGAGUUCGCCGAGCGCCACGGCUGCCCGGAGGUGGCCGCCAAGGCCUGGGCCUUCCUGCGGGAGAACUUCGAGGCCGUGGCCCGCGAGGAGGAGUUCCUGCAGCUGCCCAAGGAGCGCCUGGCCGCCUACCUGGCCAGCGAGCUGCUGCAGGUGCGCGCCGAGCAGAGCCGGGCCGAGGCCCUGCUCCGCUGGGUGAGGCACGAGCCCGAGGCCCGGACCCGCCACCUGCCCGAGCUGCUGGGCCUCGUGCACCUGGCGGCCCUCCCGGACCAGUUCCGGCAGCACCUCCUCUCCGCCGAGCCUUUGAUUCGGGCUUCCGAGGCUUGCCAGGCGGUGAUCUCUCAGCACCAGAGCCCGGUCAUCCCAGGCUCGUCCUCUCGGAUGGAGGAGGGGCCCUAUCUGGACAGGGCUUGGGUCCGAGGGCCGAUGGAGGGGCAGCUGUCAGGGCCUUUCGUGGGACGUUCACUUUUCCUUUUCUCCUUGUUUCCUUCCUUCACAGAGUGCUGGACGGCCCUUCCCGAUUUCCCCGACUACCAUAAAUGGGGCUUUUCUCUGGCGGCGCUGAACAACGACAUUUAUGUCACAGGCGGCUCCCGGGGCAGCAGGAUCGACGCCUGGUCCACGACCCAGGCCUGGUGCUUCCCGCAGAAGGAGGGCGUCUGGAAGCUGAUUGCGCCCAUGCUGAAGGCCCGCACUAACCACGCCAGCGCCGCCCUCAAUGGGGAGCUCUACGCCAUCGGGGGGACCGCCACGGACGCGGUGGAGGUGGAGAGCUACAACCCCUACAGCGGCAGCUGGUCGCUGGUCGGGCCGGCCCUCAAGUACGUGAGCAACUUCUCGGCGGCGGGCUGCCGCGGGAGGCUCUACCUGGUGGGCUCCUGCGCCUGCAAGUACAACGCGCUCACCCUGCAGUGCUACAACCCCCUCACAGAAGUCUGGAGUGUGAUUGCCUCGCCUUUCCUCCCCAAGUACCUCUCGUCCCCUCGCUGCGCCUCUCUGAACGGGGCCGUCUACCUCAUCGGGGACAACACCAAGAAAGUGUACGCCUACGACCCCGACGCCAACGUGUGGCAGAAGGUUCAGCUGCUCCACAGUCUGCACGAGAAUGGCGGGAUGGCGGCCCUGGGAGACAAGCUCUACGUGACGGGGGGCCGCUGGCAGGGCAUGGACGGAGACUACCGGGUGGAGAUGGAGGUGUACGACGGCGCCAGAGACGUGUGGACCCGGGCCGGGGCGCUGCCCUGCCUCUGGCUCUAUCACGCCUCCUCCUCCGUCUUCAUGGACGUCUCCAAGUGGACGGAGCACUUUGGAAGGAGCUGAGGGCCGGCCGCGGCAGAACUGUUUCUGGAAGCCUCUCCGGGCGCGGGGCACCCGCCACCCUCCCCGACUCCCGGGGCUCCAAGCCUUCCAGGGGAGGAGCGGAUCCCCCCGGCUCUCGAGGACAUUUUGAAUGGAGCUGCCGCUGGUUGUUUUUGGUGUCGUUACUGCUAUGGUGUUAUUUCUAACGGGACGUCUAUGCCGCGGGUCACCCGGGCAUGCACACGAAAGGCUGGCGGCGUGCUAAGAAGAACCCUGGAUUAGGAUCCAGGGCUGGCCUCGCCAUUGAGUGUUGGGUUUGGGGCAUGAGUCCAGCCUCCCCCGCAUCACUUCCUGCUUCUCUGGGCUGGAUGGGAGGAGGUGAGGCGACCUCCAAGGCCCUUCCUCGCCCAAGACCCUCUGAGACAUUCGGGCCUCAGUUUCCCCACUGAUUAAGGAGGACGCUGGACAAGGCAAUCCCUGAGAUCUCUUCCAGCUCCAAAGACUCGUGCAAAGCCUUUCUCUAGGACGCUGGGCCAGGGAUUAGCUGAGGUUCGGUUUUCCUGUCUGUACAGUAAAGGUUGGCCCACGUGGUCUAAGGCCCUUCUCCCACUCCUCUCUGACCUGCUAUGAUUCCAGGGAUCCGUAUUCUAAAAACUCCAAGAAUCCAUCUGAGUUGUGUAGACUAUUGCCUACAGUGAUGCCCUUUGUAGAAAGUGUAGACACCCUACAAGCGAGGUCUAUACAACCUCUCCCUGGACUCAGUGGUUUCCUCCUCCUGCCAGUUGAGAGCAAUGGCAACGGUGGAUUGCUGUCCAAUCCCCAGACAAAACCUGGCACACAGUCAGUGUUAAUAAGUGCUUUGGGGAUUGGGUUGGACAAGGCUGAGAAAGAAAGGAGCGGAUGGUGACUUCUCUGAUUUGAAUCCCUUCCUGACUGUGUGACCCUAAGCAAGUCAUUUAACUUCUAAGACUCAGGUUCUUGAUGCAUAAAAUGAGUCAAGGAAGGACUUCCUCCUAAGGUUGUCAUCUAGAUCAAACCAGCUAGUGAAAGUAAGAUUCUUUGUCCUCUCAAAGCACCAUAGUGUUUGCAGCUAUUGAUUCCAUUUUCGUUCUUUUCAUUUUACUUGGUUGGACCACAUAGAAUAGUCUGGGACAGUUUGCUCACCUUCAAUCAUUGUCUUUGAAAAUUGUUAAACUUUUGAAUUUAACCAAUAGCAAAAAGAGCAGUUUCUGGGAAAUCUCAACAUCAAAUAAAGAUUGUGGAGGAAACGAGGCUUCUCCGCCUCCUGUGGCUCACUUCA
Messenger RNA from Gracilinanus agilis (Agile Gracile Mouse Opossum), 3016 nucleotides. It is a transcript of the gene KLHL30, whose product is annotated as kelch like family member 30. The transcript has 6 exons. The coding region runs from base 1 to 1737 and encodes 578 amino acids. Gene Ontology annotation, molecular function: protein binding. The record is from RefSeq and is a predicted model, not a curated record. NCBI's taxonomy places the organism in Eukaryota, Metazoa, Chordata, Mammalia, Didelphimorphia, Didelphidae.